CAACAACAACGAAAACAACAGCAACAACAACGAGAUCAACACCAACAACGAGAACAACAGCAACAACGAGAACAACAGCAACAGCAACGAGAACAACAACAACGAGAACAACAGCAGCAGCAGCGAGAACAACAACAACGAGAGCAACACCAACAACGAGAACAACAGCGACAGCAACGAGAACAACAACAACGAGAACAACACCAACAACGAGAACAACAUCAACAACAACGAGAACAACAACAACGUCAAUUAUCGAUGUCUGAUAUCUAUUCAAUAUUUACAAGUCAUGAUCAAUUUAAUGAUUCAUUGAAAUACUUUACAUCAUUAUCAUCUAAUAUGUCAAUUAUAAAGAAAAAAGAAAAAAAUUUUAAUCUUAUAUCAUCAGCAUUAUCAAAAUGUAAUAAUAAUAAUAAUAAUGAUAAAAAUUUAUUAUUAAAACGUAAUUUAAAUAGAUUGAAAAAAUGUAAAACUUUAUCAACUAUGGAGAUUGAUUUGUUGCUAUGUGAAAAUACAGGAAAUUCUUCUGGCACAUUUAAUGGUCAUCAAUCGUUGGGUAGAAAUCUUAACAGACCGAAAAGUUACUUCAAUCAAGAACAUGAUCGCAACAACAACAAUAAUAAUAAUAAUGAUAAUAAUGCAAAUUCCUUUACAUCUUUAGUAUCUAAUUGUAAUGAUUAUUCAUUGAAAGAAAUUAAUUCAUCUAUUAAAUUUAAUCAAACGAUUCAUAGUAUCCCAGAUACAUUAUCAAUAAUAAAAGUACAAAAUACUGAUCAAUUAUUGAAUCAUUCACCACGUCGGUCAUCUUCUUUAAUCAGAUAUCAUAAUAAUAAUAAUAAUAAUAAUAAUAAUAAUAAUAAUGAUCAUAGAAGUUCGAUCAAAUUAAAUCGUUCACAAUUUCAACAUUCUGAUCAUCAUCCUCAUCAUCAUCAUCAUCAACAGCGGCAGCAACAACAACAACAACCACAACAACACCCUUACAUUUCAGCUUGUCCUAUUGAACAUUUAAUUGAUCAUGAUAUAUCAUUGCCUUAUAUGCCAACUUUAUUUAGUUCCGAUAGUAAAUCAUCAUCGUUAAGUAAAGAAAGUGGAGGAAAAAAGAUUUUAAACUUCCUUCAACGUGGAUUUCAAUCGAAACGACCAAAAUCAAUGGUAAAAAGUGAACGAAGAAAAAAUCCUAAACAUCUCUCAGGUUCCGCCUCCAAUUCUGAUCAGAAUCUUCCGGGAUCAUCAUCAGUUAUCAGUUCUCACAAGGCGAUUGUAUCUCUCGGAGAACAAAUUAGGUUGCCAUCAGAACUAUACAGUGUAUUUCAAGUGAAACCUACAAAGUUCGCCUUGACAUCUGGUAAAACGAAUCUCGAGACUACUGACGAUGUUAGCCAUCUAGUCCAAAUAUGUAAUGUUGACCCAAGUUUGAUUGGAAGUAACUGUAAUUACUACUUUCAAGUUAUGUCUCCAUCCCGAAGAAUGAUCAAGGAUCCAACCGUGUGCUUUGAUAGCCCACAGAGGAAAACUGACAAUGUCCAAUGUUCCUGUGUAGAGAACAACGAUGAUUUCUCAGCUAUGAACACACCAAACCUCCUUCGAACUGUCAGUCAUUCUCAGGGUAGCAUGGGAGAAACUGUCAAUAUUCCCUUCGUGAUUCACAAUUAUUCGUGUCAGUCAGCUUUGGAAAGAGAUCGAUGGGUACAAUAUUUGAAACGGCUAAUCAACCCAUCUCAAGAUGCUCAACGUCGUAAAGAGAAUUGUUUGAAUGUAUGGAUCCAAGAAGCAAAAGGAUUAACUAUAAAAAAUAGAUAUUAUUGUACAAUUUUGGUAAAUGGUACAAUCUGUGCACGUACAACAAUUAAACAAAUGACAGAUAUGUUGUUUUGGGGUGAAGAGUUUGAUUUAAGCGGUCUUACAAAUUGCUCAGAUCUAACGAUUGAGAUAUGGAAAGUGUGUGAUACCAAAGCUAGUUCUCCAUCUCAUCGUCAUCGGACUGCUUCUCCAUAUCGAUUAACAGCAUCGAAUAUUCGUCAACAGACAAAUACAAGUCCUCCAAUGCGUAAGGUAAUGAUGACUUGCACAAAAGCUGCAGAUGAUGGGUCAGUUUCACCACCUGACUUUACAGCCUUGCGUAAUUCUGUCAUUCUGGAUGAUUUAUCAACUACGUGUACCAAUAAUGAUGAAGUGUCUUCAAGACAAAAGCGUCGUAAAUUCAAGUCAUCAAAAAUGGUUAAUCCAACUCUCAUAGCAACAGUCAAUAUUUCUUUAUCGGAUAUUUCUAAUUGUGGUGAAGUAGAAAGUUGGUAUACUCCAAAUUUGAAUGACUCAAUUCUAUCAUCUGGUCAAUUGAAACAAUUAGAUAAUAAAAACUCCUGUGAAUCCAAUGUAAAUAAAACCAAAUCCAAAGGACGACGUUCCAAUCGUCAUGAUAUCAAUUUGAAUUUAAUACAGAUUCGUGUAAAAAUUCGUUAUCGUGCCCUAACUGUUUUACCGUUAACAAGUUAUGCUCGUUUAGAAAAUAAUCUAUGCCAAUUUCAAUUACCCAAAACGAUAUCACUUUCAAAUGGCACGGAUAAAUUAAGUAGUUUCAAAUUUGAUCCCAAUCCCUCAUUAACUACAUCUGAUAAACCUGAUCUAAUCCAAUUAUUGUCCAGCUUAGAUCCAUGGUUAAAUGUUAAGGCUAAAGCUGAAUUAGCCGGUGCUAUGGUUGUUUUACAACAGGCUCGUGGACAAGUAACUGCAUUCUUGGCCAGUCUUAUUUUAUGUGAAGUUAAAAAACAAAGUGAUCCAAAUAUGGUUUUACGGGCUAACAGUAUAGCAACUAAAGCAACAGAAAUUUAUCUACGUCUUGUUGGUGGUUCGUAUUUAUCAAAUAUUUUAUCGGAUUUUGUUCAAAUUGUUAUCAGUGGUCGCCCAGUUGAUCCACAAUUAAAAACAUCUAAUCGUUAUCCAAUCGAUUAUGAAGUUGAUAUAGCCAAAGUGCAAACCUCUACACAAUUAGCACAAAAUCAAGUUAAUCUAUUAGGUUUAGUUGAAACUGUAUGGAAGCGGAUUCUAUUAAGUGAAGUUGAAUUUCCAGAACAAUUUAGGGCAUUAUUUGUAGAGAUUAGAAGAUAUUUAGAAAAUGGUAUAAAAAGUAAUUAUUCAUCAAUGAAUAAUAUUUCUAAUAAACAUUAUGAUGGAUUAAAUUCUUCUAAUUCUACAAUUAAUAGUGGUGGUACAUUAUGUGAACAUGUUAUAUCAGCUUGUUUAUUUCUACGUUAUAUUUGUCCAGCUAUUUUAUCACCAUCAUUAUUUAAUUUAAUUUAUGAAUUUCCUAGUGAACCACGUAUAUUACGUGCAUUCACUUUGGUUGCUAAAACAAUUCAAACAUUAGCGAAUUUCAGUUUAUUCAGUGGUUCUAAAGAAACCUAUAUGAAAUUUAUGAAUCAAUUUGUUACAGAUCAACUUCCGGCAAUGAGACAGUUUUUACAAUCGAUUUCAGUCCCAAAUCCGAAAUCUACUUCGUCACAUAAAUCAUUGUUGAGUAGUGAUACAGUUUUAAAACCAAUUAAUUCUUUGUCAAAUAUUUAUAAUAAUAACAAUAGUAAUUUAAAUACUAUUAACGGUAAUACUAAUAAUGGUUCUAUGCCAAAUUCUUUACAUAUAAUUGGUUCUGAUGAAAAUUGUCUGAAAUCUACAAUUUCGAAUAAAGGUAAAAUGAAAAAUGGUUCUAAAGAGAAUAAUUAUUUUAUCAAUAAUAGUCAAUCACAUCAUGGUGGAUUUAUCAAUGAUAUUGAUGAUUAUAAAGAUUAUCCAAGUCAUUCUCAGCAUUCACCUGUUUUCACAAGUUCAGAGAUCACAAAUAAAUCAAAUGAUUUAAAAUCAAGUGUAAGUGGGAGUUCUAUGUCUCAGAAGUGUCAAUCUACAAGAUCGAUAUGUAACUCAAUUUGUUUACCUCCUCUACCAACAAACCAACACGGUCAUUUAGGCUUAAGAGAUCAUGUUGAUCUACCUUUGUGUUUAGCUUUAUGUCAUCUUCAAUUAUCUGAAGCAAUUGAAAAAGUUCCUGAAGAUAAAAGAAUGCCCGAUGUCAAAGAAUUGAAAUCAAUCCUAGAUGAAAUAGAUACAUUUCUUGUGUCUGGAAAAGAUCCUCAACCAAAUUGGUGGCAUAAAACAACUAUGAAUAAUAAUGAUAAUAAUACUGAUCAUAGUAGUAAUAAAACAACAAUACCAAUAAAGAAUAACACACCGACUAGAAAAACAACGACAAAAACAAUCAGUGAAAAUAUAAACAAUGAGCCUAAAAGCAAUUUAAAAUCACUAUGUUUCCAAUCUAAUCGAAAUAAAUCUAUAAGUAAUGAUGUUUAUAUCUAUGAGUGUACAAAUAAUGAACCCAAGUCAAUAAUGAAUACACCAUCAUCAAUCAAUAAAAGUAUAAAUCUAUCCGAUGAUGAUGAUGGUGCAACAAUCUCUGCAUUAAAUUCAUCAGUCACUAGUUUUAUAUCACCUAAACAAAUUGUUUUUCCUGAAAAAAAGGAUUCUCAUCAUGAUUCUAAAGAACAACAAAUUAAAAUUACACCUAACUCAAAUAUCAAGUUUGUUGUAUCAAAAGGAAAGCAAGAACGUGUAGCACGAUGUGACUCAAUAGAGAUCAUUAAAAUCUCACAUUCAAACAAUCAUAAUAACUCGAUGGAUACGAAUAAUGAACAGAUCUAUGAUAUAUUAAAUCCCACAAAUUCUUAUGUAGCUUUACCUAUUGAUCCGAAUCCAUCUAAAAAAGUUACUGAAUCAAAUCAUGAUUUCUCAUCAAUAACACAACGGGAUAAUCGAAGAAGAGUUCAAAGUACUAGAAAAACACAAGAACCUAUUAUUGUUCAUCAGAAUACUAUAGAUACUGAUAAUAAUGUAUGCGUUAAUAAUACAUUACAAAAGUCAUCAGUAAUAGAUCACCAACAACUAUCCAAUCACAUUGCAUCAAUUGAUAUAUGUAGCGAUAUUAUUAAUCCAGAACAAACUGAACAUUCAGAGUUUAGUCCAAUUUAUUUAGGGAAUUCUUCAUCAUCUGGUUAUCUUACUAUUUCAAGUCAUGGGAAUAUUUUAAAUUAUCCAGCUAUAGAACAAAAAUCAACUAUAGUUGACCCGAUUAUUGUCUCUACAUCGGAUAAUGAUAUCAUCAUGACAUCAUUGUGUACUACUACUACUGAUAUUAGUAGUAUGAAUAAUCCUGUAUACACUUGUCAUUCACCAAAACAAAGUAGUUCAAUCGAUUCCAGUGAUUUUCAAAAUCAAAUGACAAUUGUUGAUGAUACAAAUCAUUCAUUAGGUAUGUGUAAUCCUCAAUCAAAGAAAACUUCACAAAAUUCUGUUAGACGACAUACAUAUGUAAAUUUAUGUAAUGAUACACAUGAAACAGAUCGACUGAUUGAUGCUUUAAAAGAUAAUCAUUCUAAUUAUAAAAUAAAUACUAAAGUUAAUAAUAUAGAAUUAGACAAACGAAAUUGGGCACCACCUAUGUAUAUAUCUAAUGAACAAAGAAAUAAACGUAUUACUCUUACAUAUCCAACAUCUUAUGAACAUGUAAAUUCACCAAAUGAAUCAAUAAAUUAUAAUACAGAUCAAAAUACUCUCAAUUAUUAUGGUCAAGAAAAUGUAAAUUUUACUGAUCCAUUUAAAUUUUCACCAUCUGAACAAGAAUUAUGCCAAAAUUCUACAUUACAAACAGAAAUUCAACGAAUCAAAUUUAUUCCAUCAAAUACUUCUCAUACGAUUGGUGCAAUUCCCAAUAAAAGAACUGCAUUAUUUUCAUCAGAAAAUAAUACACCUACAACUAUAAUAGAUCUUCGAAGUGAGUUGGAUGCAUCACAAGCACGUUUAGCUGAAGCUCAAGCACGUCUACUGGCUAAUGAAGCUGAACGUAUUCAAAUAUUGAAAUCAUGGCAAAAUGAACUGAUCAAGCAAUCUCAAUUAAUUAAUGCAAGUAAAGCGGUCUGUAAUAAUUCACCAAUUCCUCAAUUUUCAUCUAAUUUACAUUUAACAAGUACAGAAAGUAAUUUACACUGUAAUCCUGAUGAGAAUGACUUUAAUGAAGGUGGACCUAGAUCAAUAUCAGUAAUACCUUUAUUAAAUUCAAGCGGAUUGAGAUCACAAAAUUACUCCGAAAGUAUCUAUGAUUAUGAUGAUAGUGAAUUGAUGAAUAAUACUGAACCAAAUAAACAAUACAUUACUGAUACAAAUAUUCAAACAUAUAAUAGUAAUGGGAUUAGUCGAAAUUUUGGCUUACAUGCAUCAUCUCCUAGCUCAUAUAUAAAGUCAUUAAGAUCACAUACCAAUCAACCUCGUAUGGGAGCGUCUGCUGUUGUCACAAACUUACACGACUAUCAUGGGACACCACCAAUGAGUGAUUAUCUUCAGUCGACAAUACCACGAAGUAGAAUAGUAACCAAUCGGGGUUAUCAAUUACACAAUACUACUACAACCAUUACAUCAACAACUAACACGGAAUUAGACGAAUUUUGUCGAAUAUCACGUAGUCCUUCUACACCGGGUUUGUCUAACUCAAACUUCACACAUACUCUUCGUGUAGAUCCUGCUGGUGAUAUGGACAAAGAGUUGAAUUCAACAGACAAUUCAAUUGACCCUGUUACUAAUGACGAAGAAUUCGCUAGACAAAUUCAAGCUAUUGUACAUGAGAACAAUCAACAUUUAUAUUCAUAAUAACUAAAUUCACAAAUGUAAUGAGGCAUAUCAUCCUCCUUUCUUUCUAAAUGCACAAAUAGCGACGACAACAACAACAAUAAUAAUAGCUCCAAUACUGUUAUUACUACUACUACUACUAAAUAUACUAUUUGAUAUGUAAUUUCUGAUUCAUUUGUCACGGAAACAAUAAUUUAUAUUUUUCUUUGCUCACAUAUCAAACCUUUUGCUCCUCCCCCCUCUACAAAAAUAUAAACAAUAACGAAAAUAAGAACAAAGGAAACUCAUUCUCUUCCCCCCUUCUCUCUCUAUGGUAAUUUAUAAAUAAUUACUUGAUAUAUAUAUAUUACUUUUUACAUAAAUAUGCAAGUGAACUUUCUAUAUAUUUUGUUUAUCAUUUAUUUAUAUGAAACUGUUCACUACCACAAUCACUAUCAACUACAAUGACCAAACCGGCACAAAUAUUUCUUUUUUUUUUGUAUAGAUUAUUGAUUUAUUGACUUCAUAUGAAUAUAAUAUUCUUUUCUUUGUGUUAUUGAAGCGAGAGAAAAAAAUCAUGAUAUGAAUAUUCUUUGUACAACAAACAACAACAUUCAUCAAAAUAAAUUAGUUUACAUUCUCUUUA
Molecule: messenger RNA, 7288 nt
Organism: Schistosoma margrebowiei
Lineage: Eukaryota; Metazoa; Platyhelminthes; Trematoda; Strigeidida; Schistosomatidae
Source: the annotation of a GenBank genome assembly